Durusdinium trenchii is the source of this 2163-nucleotide messenger RNA. NCBI's taxonomy places the organism in Eukaryota, Dinophyceae, Suessiales, Symbiodiniaceae. The record is from the annotation of a GenBank genome assembly.
AUGACAGAAGAUUUAUCGCGGAGUCUCAGGGAGGAUGUGGAACCGGACCAUGAGCCAGAACAUGACUUCCCAGACUUGCUUAGCAGCUAUUUUAUGAUGUGUAUUCUCAGGCUUCUGCAGUUCUGGGGGCACUCCCUUCCUUCCCAGCAAGAUCCUGAAACUGGUCCCGAACACCAGCUGAAUUCUUCUUCUAUGCUCAUGCUGUGCGGAUGCCUGCGGAUCUGCCAGGAUUUGGAGCGGAAUGAGCCCUCAAUGCAUCAGCUUCGAGAUCAUACCAGGCAGCUGUCAGACGAAGCCCAUGAGGAGCGGUCUAUGGAAUGGAGUGGCCUUUCGUUCACCAUCGGCCAGCAUAAGAUCUUGUCGAAUAUCUCCGGCAUGAUUGAGCCAGGUCGAUUGACCGGGGUCUUUGGUCCCUCAGGAAGUGGAAAGACCACGUUGCUGAACAUCUUGGCCGGAAGACAAAACACCAAGGCGUCGAACAUGUCUUUGACGGGGCAGAUCACCACGAACGGAGUGGUGGUAGAUCCUGUCAGCUUCCGCGGAAACAUCGCCUAUGUCAUGCAGGACGAUGCCUUGUUGCCCUAUGAGACCCCGAGGGAGUACUUCCACUUCAGUGCAUCUAUGCGGCUCUCACAGGGCAUCAGCAGGACACAGCGGGAGGAAUUCGUGAACAACCUCCUCUCCACUUUGUCCCUGCAGCGUUGUGCCAACACCAUCGUGGGCUCCGAGCUGGUGAAGGGCCUCAGUGGCGGCGAACGGAAGCGAACCUCCGUCGGCAUCGAGUUGAUCACCAACCCCAAGAUGUUGUUCUUGGAUGAGCCCCUCAGUGGCUUGGACUCCUAUGCGGCCUACACACUGGUGGUGGCGCUGAAGGAUUUGGCCAAGGCCAAUGUCCCAGUGCUUUGCACUGUGCAUCAGCCUAGCAGUGAGAUUUUUGCAAUGUUUGAUGAUGUGAUCAUGCUACAUGCUGGAGAGAUCACCUUUCAUGGCCCUGCCAAUCAGAUUUCCGCCUUCUUCGAUGACAUGGGCUUCCCUUGUCCCGGGAACUUCAACCCAGCGGACCAUGUGAUGUUCCUGAUGCAGAAGGAGUCGACCGAAAAGCUCCGGGAGAUUAAAGACAGCUGGCUGCAGUCUGAGAUCUCCGUGAAGAUGCAGGCCAAGAUCGAUGCCUUGCAAGGCCGCAAUCAAUCCACAGGCGAGCGUGCAGCAGGUCCUCGACAAGGCAGCGCAGGACGCAACACUGGAUUUUGCAAGCAACUGGGGAUGCUGCUGGCUCGUGAAGUCAGAGGCACCUUCAGAAACAAGGGCAUUCUAUAUGCUCGGUUUGGUAUGUCUUUGUUUUUGGCUGCGCUCUACGGAUGGCUCUUCUCCGGAAGUGCUGCGUCAGGGGACAAGGUGAACUCACCUGAAAAGAACUGCUUGGCAGACAACUUUAGUGCCGGCGGAUGUACCGGAGACUUUCAGGCGCACUUUGGCACGCUGGUCUCGCUGAGUAUUAUGGCCAUGAUGAGCGCAGCUCAGCCAGUCGUCCUCCAAUUCCCUCAGGAGCGGCCCGUGUUCUUGCGCGAAUAUGCCGCGCAUCAGUAUGGAGUGGUACCUUACUUCAUCAGCAAGACCCUGGUGGAGAUGCCAGUGGUGCUGAUGUCCUCGCUCCUGACUUUUGCGGUGACCUAUUUUUGGAUGGGCUUGCACGGUGGAUUUGUUCUGCUGGUGUUGGUCUCGUGGCUUUUGGGCAUUGCCUCUUCCUCUUUGGCCCUGUUGGUGGGCUGCGGCGUGGCAUCGGCGCAGAAGGCCAUACAGCUGGCACCUUUGACGCUGAUCCCUCAGAUGCUCUUCUCAGGGCUGUUCGUCCCAGUGGCCAAGAUUCCCUUGAGCUUGAGGUGGGCGAGAUACCUAUGCCCUUUGAAGUAUGCCAUCAACUUAAUGACCAUCGUGGAGUUUCAAUAUGUCAAGGACAUUACUCAGGACUGCGAGAAGCGUUCCUCUGAAAUUGAGUGCAUGCAAGAGCAUCCCGGUGACUACCUUCGCCUCCAGCUGGUGAACACGCAAAGUGUCCUGUGGGAUGACUGGACCCAGUACUUGGGAGCGCUGGUUGGCCUUUUUCUGCUCUUCCGCCUUAUCGCGAUGAUCCUCCUUUGGCGAAAAGGGAAAUAUGUCUUUUGA